Molecule: messenger RNA, 555 nt
Organism: Babesia bovis T2Bo
Lineage: Eukaryota; Apicomplexa; Aconoidasida; Piroplasmida; Babesiidae
Exons: 3
Coding region: 71-370 (99 amino acids)
Source: RefSeq, a predicted model, not a curated record
UGUUAUUCUAUUUUUAAGAUGGGACGUUAUUCUUUCGUAUUGAUUUACAAGUGAUAUUUUGCCAUUCAAGAUGAUUAAUAUUUUGAAACUGUUUAUCUUUACCUCGGUUCUACUGGGACAUGGGUACGGAAAGAAGGCGAAAGAUGAAAUCCAAAAUAUAUUAUCGAAUGCAAUACACUCAGGAACCUCACAUAAAACAGAGGCAGAGCCAUUGGUACUUCCUUGGAAGAAACCUACUACAGUGAUGGAAUAUAUCGACAUUUUGAAAUUCCCCGACGACUCGGAAAUAAUUAAUAAUCACAUUUGCCAAUGUCAUUUAGAAGAAUACCAAGAGGAAGUAAUCCAUCAUUCGACUGAAGGGGCUAUUUGAUUCGUAUCGUGGCUUUCACCGGAUAUGUUACAGACAUUUUUAAUCCACGUAGGCAACAUACAUUCCAAAAUCCUGAGUUUGUGCUCCUUUGUCAACCUGUAUCGCAUUUGUAGAUAUAAAUGUCUACUUACCAUGGGACAAAUGUCCAAUAGUGAAGUCUUGCAACUUCCCAACCUCGGGCAUUC